CUGACUGUUUGAACCGGAGCGGCGCUCCAGCAGCGGUUGGUUGUGAACUUUAUGAACAUGUCGACAUUACUUUGACAUUGUUGUCAGCUUGUUUUAGUCGAUUCAACAAACUCGAAUCUGAAGAAAACAACUAAAAGUCUUUUCACAGACAUAAAACUCCCUGGAGAAGUUUCUGUUGAGUUCGGCUGCAAGCACGGAGGGUCUGAGAGGACACCUGUAAAGAUGUCUUCUGGGCAGUCAUUAGGUGGCUUGGAUGCUUCUAUGCGCUGGCUGAAUGAGGAAUCCUUGCCAGAUAGUACCCUCUUUGAUGUUACAUGUGAACCAGCUCUUCCUGCUACACCUGUAACAGCUGGGUCGGUGAAAAGCAGGUUUACCUUUCUCCAGACCUCCCAGUUGAGUUCCUCCACCAAUUUAAACACCACUGGUCAAACACCCUGCCCUCAGAAAAAGACCCUGGAUCUUCUCCAGUCUAAUGUGAGCAGUCCCAAAGCGGAGAAUGAAACUUUCGACACUAAACUUUCUGUACAGAAUGGCACAAAAACGUUCUCAGAAACGAGCUCAAGUGAUACUUCGAGUGAUAAAGAAAACAAUUCUGAAGUCCACUCUCCUGGACUGCCUAAACAUAAUUGGAAAACAGCUAGUACAGACCCUGAUGACAUGAUGGUUGACCCCCCUGAGAAUAUGUAUGCUCCGGAGCUUUGGAUGGAUUUCCAACGCUCCCCAGAAAUCACUCUCCUUGAUGUUACACGUGAUCCAGAGCUACCACAAGGAGAGGAAUUAUCCACCAUGUACACACAGGGUAGUGUUUUUGAAAACAGUAGGCCUUUGUUGGAGCCCAGUGAACCAAACACAGUGAAGAUUCAAACGUCAGCUGAUGACACAUUUGGUACCCAUCCUGCUAAUUUUACUCACGACAUAAGCUCCUCGAGUGACAAGUCUGUUCAGUGUGCUGCAUCACAGUCCUCUAUUUCUGAUGUGCAGUGCAACACUAGUUCAAAGACUGUCACGUCUGAGCUUCAUGGUGAACCUGUGCUGACCUCUAAUGCUGUGGAAGCUAACAGUGAAGAGCCACUUAGCAGCCAUGACGCCGAGUCGACCAGCAAGGAGCCACAACCAAGCCCAAAAACAUCUGAGUCUGUGAACAACACGUUUACCUCUCUCCAGCCCUCCCAGUUGAGUUCCUCCGCCGAUUCAAACACCACUGCUCAAAAUAAGACACUGGAUGUCUCCCCAUCUAAUGUAAACAGUCCCAAAGCGGAGAGUGAGGCUACAGAUCAGGCUAUUUCAGUCUCUAACAACAGCACCGAAACUUCCCUUGUUAUAAAUCAAAAUAGCUCCGCUGUAAAGGCAGGUGGUUCAUGUGAUAUGCAGAACGCCACUUUUGAUAGACAUUCUCUUCAAAAAUCCAGCGCCAAUACUAUUUUAGGGGACGCUGGUGCUGCAACCUUUUGUCUCCAAAACAACACUUUCGACACUAAACCCCCUUCAAAGCAGAAUGGCACCAUAACUUUGUCAGAAACAGACUCAAGUGACAGUCACCAGAACACUUUCGACAAGCCUUCUCCCCUUAAGGGCUGUAAUGCAACGAGUAGCCCGAAAGAAAACAAUUCUGAAGUCCACCCACCUGAAGUGUCGAAACAUAAUGGGACACCUGCUAGUACAGACCCUAAUGCCAAGACGGCUGACACGCCUGAGAGCACGUUUGAAGUUAAUCCAGCUGGUGAGACUCAGGGUCUUUCACAAUCAUGUCUGCCUUUAACAGACGGUCUUUCUGACAAUUCAGAAUCAAUUCUAACAAAUCAAAACAUGGAUACGGAGGACAACAAAGCAAACACAUUCGACCCUUUGAUCACUUCAACACCAAUGAUUAGCUGUAAAAUUGUUAACUUUAACACUCAACGGGAGGAGGGCAAAAUCAUAGUAGCACAGAAAAAACUGUACGGGGAUGGCCCCAGUAAGCCAGAUGGUCAGGUGCCGUCAGACGUUCCGUCAAACAUCGCCUGCGAUCGAAAAACGUUCUUGACGCAGCCAGCUGCUAAAUCCCUUUUGCCUCCUCCGAAAGCUGCAUCCCAGUUGUUGAGACACAAGCCAGCCUCUGCACUUCCAGGAAGGUUUGAGAUGUUGACGUCAGGCCUGCCCAUGACGAGACAAAGAACCCAAGCCGAAGCUUUGAGAAAUACGACUGCUCCUGAUACACUCCAGACCUCAGGAAUAUCAAGCUCUUACAAGUUACGUGCUACAACAACAGGAUCCAAGCAAACCAAUCCAGGUUUGCAGAGACCUCGGUUGAGCAGCAUGCCGUCUGGCAUCCAGAGAGCUGCGACAGGUCUCAGGCCGCCAUCGCUGAGAAGCAACACACAAGCUGCUUCAAGCACUAACAAACUUAAUGGACCCACAGCAGCUACUAACCCUGUGAUGAGGACUUCUCAAGCAAAGAAGCAACCCUUAACUAGAGGUGAAGCUUUUCCAAUAGCAAAGAGGAAGAAAAUGGAUACUACAUUACCACCCAGUUGCGCUGAAUUCUCAAUAACUUCCUGUGAUGCUGCAAACGGAAGCAAAAACCUGAAACCGGCCAUCGCCACUAAGAGAGCUUUGCCAGCUAAAACUCAAAGGGACAAUGCUGCAGUGCCAGCCAGUACUGCUGCUGAAAUCUCAACAUCUUGCGAUGUUAGUAGAGCCAGAGCCCUGAAACAGCCUGCGACCAGCCAUAGAGCUCAGCUAGCUAAACCCAGAGGCCACGGUUGUGCCAACUGCGUCGUGCUUGAACAGCAACUCAAAAUGCAGUCAGAAGAAAUAAGGAGACUGAAAGAAGAGCUGCUGGAGAAAAGUAAACAAGAGGAAGAUCUUUAUUUUUAAUUUGAUUUAAUUACCUUUUUUUCCAUUGCCAGUGUAAAUAUUAUAUGUAAUAUAAUAAUAGUAAUAAGUAUAUUAAUCGACAACACAGAAAUUAAAAUAUUAUAUAGCGUUGCACUGUCAAUGUUUAUACCUUUUUAAUAUUGCGUUUCACAUCUUGACAUUAUAUUGUGUGACAAUAAUAACCCACUGAGAUGCUUGAUGUGGUCUUUGGAGUAUGCAUGUAUCAUCUGUGAUAUUUGAAAUAAAUAUGCUUUGAAUUAUC
Molecule: messenger RNA, 3118 nt
Organism: Sebastes umbrosus (honeycomb rockfish)
Lineage: Eukaryota; Metazoa; Chordata; Actinopteri; Perciformes; Sebastidae
Product: serine-rich adhesin for platelets-like
Exons: 9
Coding region: 223-2856 (877 amino acids)
Source: RefSeq, a predicted model, not a curated record